Messenger RNA from Staurois parvus, 362 nucleotides. The record is from the annotation of a GenBank genome assembly. Lineage: Eukaryota; Metazoa; Chordata; Amphibia; Anura; Ranidae.
GCGACAUCAUUCGCGGCCUCGCCUGUCAAUCACCGGGCCUGGCGAUUGCUGAGCAUCUCUGACGGAGGGAGAACUGUUUGUAAACAAAACCGUUCUCUCCCUGGUCAGCUCCUGCACACUGCUUUUCAUGGCUGCAGUGUGCUUAGAGUGAAGCACACACACAGGACACAGCGUAAAACGGCACACAGUUAACCCUUUGAUUACCCCUCAUGUUAACCCCUUCCUGCUCAGUGCCAUUAGUACAGUGUCAGCGCUUUUUAUUAGCACUGAUCACUGUAUUGGUGUCACUGGGGAUGUCAAUGAAACAAAGUCAGUUCCCCCCAGUGUCAGAAUGGCUGCCGCAGUCCCGCUAUAAGUCGCUG